CUGUGAUUCUCUAGCCGACUUCGGAUAGUUUAUUUUGGUUAGCGAUGGUGGAGAGGAAGCUUUUCAAGACGAAGCUGUGUGUUUUGUAUCAGAGAGGGCGAUGUGCGCGCGAAAGUUGCUCCUUUGCUCACGGACAAGCGGAGCUCCGUCGUUUCUCGGGCUCCUUUGACGGUAGGCGGGACUCUGGAGGUGAUGAUUUGAGGGAUAAGCUUGAGAGAAGGUAUUCUCCACGGGGAAGGUAUUCACCACAGAGAGAUGCAAGAGGCCGACAUGUACUUCGUGCAGAACAUAGUCCAUCCAGGUCCCUUGAGAGAGAAAAUUUUGAAUAUUCCUUCGGUAACAGCAAACGAAGGAAGAAACAACACUUGGAUGGCCAAAGUGAUAUUUCUGGAAGUUUGAGAAUUUCAAAUGAGACUGAACAUGAAGCUAAAGAAGCAAAUUCCAGAGGUGUUCUUGAGGAGCAGUUAAAGCAAUUGCAGUCAGAGAUCAACAUGCUUGAUCACCGCAGAUCUCAAUUAGGGGUCUACCUGGAAGAGAAGUCUCAAGAAGUGGAUAGUCUUACUUCUAAAAUUAAGGAGCUUGAGGCUCAAUUAUACAAAGAGAAAGAGGACUGUAAGAGGAUCUCCUCCAAAGUGAAGAAGUUUGUAAAAGCACAUUCUCGUAAUUCAAGGAUACAAGAUCAACUAAAGAGAUCACAGGUCCGACUUAAUAAGUUGGGAGAUCAGCUUGCCUUAGAUAUUUAUGGAAAUGAUGUCAAUGAAGAGGAUUCGAGCAUUAAUAUUGUUAGUGAUGGUGAUGGUGAGACUACUGGUUUUCCAGUAACCCCACAUAAUGAGCGGCUGAAUGAUGCUUCUCCAAGCAAGAUGAGGCUGGAAGCUAUUAGGGAUUAUGCCAAAGAAUCAAAACAAAGUGCUCAUUCAACAAGAGGACAUCUGACCACAUCAAGCAGACCAAAGAAGCUCUCUCGGUGGAACAUACACCCUGCUCAAUCAAAUUUUGACAAAAAAAAUGAGGCAGUGAGCAAUACAACUGGCAGUCCAAAGCAAUUAGCAAACGAAGGCAAGCAUGAUAGGAGAAAAACUGCUUCCUCUAGCAUCCUCUCUGCAGAUAUGUUGAAGAUUUCGGAGUCAGCCCCUGUUGUACCCUCAACUAGCAUGGCGGCUCACCCAGUUGACACAGAAGUUGAAAUUGAACCAGAGGAUAAAAUUGAGAUGGUUGGGAAAGCUUCUGGUAAAAUUGAGGAAGGAGCUGCAUAUGAGAACGUGAGCUUUUCAUUACCACUUCCUCCACCUCCAAUCCCUAAAAUUAACUACUCACAGUAUGAGGGGGAUGAUGAGAUUAUAGAUGUGCAGGGAGCUGACUAGGAGACGGUGCAAGCUGAUGUCGUUUAACCGUUUAAUCAUAUUUAACAGUGAGAAAAUAAUUUUUGAUCAAGUAUUUGGCAGGGUCGGAUGAUUAAUCUCUUUGUUUGCAAAUAGUUGGAGUGAUUAGUGAAUGAGCAUGCAGAAUGUACACAAAAUUUGGUAGACUUACAGUUUUCCUUUGUUUUCGUUAAUUGAUAACUCACUUAAGUAUUUCUUAACCUUCAUUUAUUUGUAUGGUGUGGGUUCAUCUACUUGGUCGUUCCAUAAAUAGAACAAGUUUUUGUUA
This is a messenger RNA of Prunus persica (peach), 1650 nucleotides long. Its product is annotated as zinc finger CCCH domain-containing protein 13. NCBI's taxonomy places the organism in Eukaryota, Viridiplantae, Streptophyta, Magnoliopsida, Rosales, Rosaceae. The transcript has 11 exons. Bases 45 to 1364 code for a protein of 439 amino acids. The record is from RefSeq and is a predicted model, not a curated record. Gene Ontology annotation, molecular function: metal ion binding.